AUGUCCGACAAGAGAACCACCGAGAAGGUUGGCAACACCAAAUGGGGCAAUGAGCCUCAUGAAGCCCUCGCCGUGGGCCUCUACAAUGUUCUGAUCGCCCAAGGCGUUAGCCUGGCUAACAGCAAGGACAUUGUGGUCGAUACCAUGGCUCACAUGGGUUCGCCUUUCACUUGGGAGGCUAUCCGCCCUGCAGUAGUCGAGUCGAGUCGAGAUCCUCGUUGGCUAGUGCCAUAA
Messenger RNA from Podospora pseudopauciseta, 234 nucleotides. RefSeq lists its product as uncharacterized. The record is from RefSeq and is a predicted model, not a curated record. The transcript is spliced from 2 exons. Bases 1 to 234 code for a protein of 77 amino acids. Lineage: Eukaryota; Fungi; Ascomycota; Sordariomycetes; Sordariales; Podosporaceae.